Messenger RNA from Paramisgurnus dabryanus, 3718 nucleotides. Its product is annotated as sialoadhesin-like. Lineage: Eukaryota; Metazoa; Chordata; Actinopteri; Cypriniformes; Cobitidae. The record is from RefSeq and is a predicted model, not a curated record.
AGCGCCAUGACAGAGGGAGAGUGCGAAAGUGUACCCCUAUCUUAUAAGAGUUAAAAAUAAUGAUAAUCUUGACACUGUACAGUUUGUAACAGUGACUUCAGCAUUGCCCAUGGCGGGUUAAAUGAUUGUAAAAGACAUUGAGCCGUGUCUAAAGAAAAACAGCCUUCACGACGCCAUUAGGAUUAUACCGAUUCGUCACGCUUCCAUUCGGGCUGUUUGGUGCACCAGCCACUUUUCACCAUCUCUUGGACCAUAUUCUUCGGCCCAACCCAAAGAAGUGUGCAGUUGGGCAUGUGGAGGUCUGGUAUCUGGGUUUCCACUUGGGUGACAGCCAGGUGAGUCCCCAAAUUGACAAGACGGCAGUCCGAGACCUAACACCAAGGAUUUGGGGGCUGGCAGGAUAUUAUAGAGGGUUUGUGCCUAAUUAUUCGGACCUUACCAGCUCCUUGAUUGAUCUCACUAAAAAGGAAUCUCCAGACCCGGUGCAUUGGACGGAGCUGUGUCAGCAGACUGACGUGUUUGACAGAGAUGCAGUCCUGUGCCAUGAGAUAGAGAGUGAAAAGAGUGAGCAGGUGCUGUAAAUUAGUCGUGAGCUCUCGAAGAUUGAGAAAGAAUGCUUGGCCAUCAGGUGGGAUUUCCCCUCCUCUAUUAUCUUUUGGGAUGGUAAUUCAAUAACUGCACGGACCACCACCCUCUGUGGUGGCUCCAUCGCAUGAAAGACACCAAUGCGCGGAUCACUCGUUGGUAUCUAGCUUUACAGCCUUUUAAAUUCCGAAUAAAAGGCCCAAGAGUGAACAGAGAAAGAGAGACUGACUGCUAGCUGCUACGUGCUUGGACUAUACGAGAAAUACUCUCUGUGGCGCUGAUAGCGCAACCCUUUUCUGUAUUGUUGAUUACUUAAUAAACAAGCAGCAACUUUUAAACUAUUGACUCGGUCAAAUAGCUAAUUUACUUUUUUUGCUAAAAGUCCUUAGUGUUAAGUUUUAGGUUUACAUGAAGUUUAGAUUUCCUGAACAACUUCUUGAGAUCUUUUGUUUCAUUAACAGACAGUAAAUUAGAAAUGUUUAAAUUUCAGCAUUUCAUGUUAACAUCUGUGCCAGUAAUGCAUGCAGUCAGUGCAGUAGCGUUUAGGAAUAUGUGAGGUAAUAUGAAGUAAUCAGCAAUCAUGAGAUUCAUUCAUGCUUUUUUGGUACAGGUUGCACAUUGUUUUCUUUCAUGGACUAUAUAUGGACCCUAUAAAGUAGCCUUGGCCAGUCUGCAACUGUUUGUAUAUAGGCCUAAACUUAUACUGUAUUUCAAAAAAUUUUUUAUUUAUUUAUUAUUUUUAUUAUACCCUCAUUGGGGGGCUGAGCCUCCCUAAAAUGAAGAUCUUAAUCUCCCCCGUAAACCACAAAAAAAAGGAAAUCCUUUUGAAGUUGGUUCUCAUUCAGGCCUCUUGUUUGGGAUAUUCUUUAACAUUUGAGCUUGUUUGCAGUUUAUAAGUGGUCUUUUUCUAUAUAAGAAGAAGCAGUGUGAUUCAGGGAUGAAAGGACUGCUUUAUCUGCUUUUUCAAGGUGUUCUGCUGUAUGAGACUUUGGCAUGGGAAGUGAGAAUGCCAUCAGAAAUUCAUGGCCUCAAAGGAUCCUGUCUGGUUAUACCGUGCUCUUACUCUUACACUUCAUACCCACCAACUAACCCACAUAGAGUUGUGUGGUAUCAGUAUGUCUCUCGUGGCUACCCUUUAGUUUGUGAUCCCUGGAAUCCAGGCAAAGUUAUUUACAAGUUCAAAGGAAAAACUGAUAUAUAUAGGAAUACCAACUCAGAUCGGGAUUGUAGUCUGCUGAUCAAAAGCGUGGAUCCGUCUUACAAUGGAGAAAAAAUAUAUGCAUGGAUUGAUCCAGAAAAUGUUGGAUGGCGCACCUAUAAGUUUUAUGACAUCACCUCUAAGAUUAUUGUUGACACAAAUCCACAGCAGCCCAUUAUUAAUAUUUCUGGAGGUUUAAAGACCGGUGCCAACAUUACAGUAGCGUGUUACACCUACCACACCUGUCCAUACAGCAAACCAAACAUCACUCUGAAGGGUAUUGAAGGAUCUGAUCAAAUAGAUGAUGUCGAUUUAAAAAAUGGUCAAUGGAAAACCAUUCGGACACGCACCGGUGUUGUGAAGGCUGAACGCUCAGAUAUUGAGUGUACUGUAAUACAUCAAGGAGGCAUAACAACAAGAGCUACAAAAUCACAAAGUGCCAAAUGUGUCUAUUAUAAUAUAACCAUUGAGCCUGAACUGGCAGCAGAUAUAAUAGAGGGUGUUGAAAAGACCUUAACUUGUACCGUCCACCAUUCCUGCCAGAAGAAUCCUCCGAUCCUCUCCUGGAACUAUGAGAACAUGUCGGUCAGUUAUGAUACAAAACAACUUACAGGGUUUGAAUUGGCCACAUUUUCCACCAUAUCCUUUUUGGGGGCAAAGAAUGACGAUGGGAAGAAAUUGAUCUGCACUGCAAAUUAUUCUGGACAGAAAAUCACAGCAUCUGUUGACUUACAUGUACAACAGCCUCAAAAACCAGCGACCCCAGUCCAAAAUAAAUUUGUUUCCCAGAACCCCAAUGUGAGGACCUUUGACACGAUGACAAUUGGACUUUACAUUCUAGCCCCCUCAAUUGUCUUGCUUCUCAUUUGCAUAUUUGCUGGAGUCAUCAUAUACAAAGUGUCUUCACCUGCUAAUCCACAAGAAUCACAGCCUAAACAAAGUCAGAGAAAAUCCUGCACUAUUGAGGAUUAUGAAGAUUAUUAUGCCAAUAUGGAAGAUCUCAACAUUAAUGUAAAUAUCUAAGGAAAAUGCUCCACAUUUUUGAGCAAAAAUGUGGUCAAUACAGUGUUUAAAGAAAAUAAAAAAGUCAACGUAUAUGUUAGUUAAUAUUAAAAAAAUACUUGCUCAUGUCAUGAAAAAUAGCAUCAAUAUUUUAAUUCACUUGCUUUUAUAUUAAACUUCCUAUAACUUUGUCUAAUUUGUGUGGCAUCUGGAUCCUUUUCUGUCUUUUCAGUCCAAUUUGGCUAAGCAAACAACUUUGCACUUAAAGGGACAAUUCACCCAAAAACUAAAAUUCUGUCAUCAUUUACUCUCAUGUCGUUUCAAACUUGUACGAGGUUUUUUAUUCUGUUGAACACAACAGAAAAUAUUUUGAUAAAUGAUGGUAAGCACACAGUUGCUGUACCCUUUGACGUCCACAGUAUUUAUUUUUCCUACUGUACUACAGUAUGGCAGUCAAUGGGUAUCAUCAAGUUUAUGAUUAUCAUAAUUUAUUAAAGGAGUCAUUUGAUUCGAUUUCAUGUUUUCUUUUGUCUUUAGUGUGUUAAAAUCUGUUUGUGCAUAUAGAAGAUCUGUAAAGUUGCAACUAAUAAAGUUUCAAACCCAAAGAGAUCUUUUUUUAAUGAAGCCUCAUCCAUGCCUUCCUAAAAAAACAACACAGAUUCAAGCUUGUAUUGAUAAGUUAAGACAAUAUUUUCUCCUCUCAGUUUCGCAUUGGGAGCUGAUCUUCAAAACAAGGUAAUGAAAUGAGCACUUUUCCGUUUACGCACUUGAGGUAUACAGCCAAUCACAACACACUGGAUAGCUGGCCAACUGGAUAACACCGUGCUUAUUCAGAACUAUGAGCUUUGUACAAAUCAACCCGUUUACAAUGUCACACAUACAAAUGUGUCUUUGCAUGCUUUUGAAACCCAACAUAUUUAGGUGAUUUUACAA